CCGCAGCAGACAGACUAACUGAUCAGAACGCUGGUCAACAUGUGUCUCCUGUCUGUGUUAUAUGUCCUCAUAAGUCUUUACUGCUGUCAUUCUGCUACAGUAUUUGUAGAGAAAAACGAGGCUCAUGAAGUGUUGUUGCGGAUGAAACGGGCGAACUCAGGCUGGUUUGAGGAGCUGAAGAUGGGUAAUCUGGAGAGGGAGUGUCUGGAGGAAAAAUGCUCCUAUGAGGAGGCGCGUGAGGUUUUUGAACACACGGAGGUCACAAAUGAGUUCUGGAUAAAAUACAAUGUUAAAGAUCACUGCAAAUCAAACCCCUGUGAGAAUAACGGCAAGUGCGAGAUUCAUAACGCAGAAUCCUACACGUGUCUGUGCGCGCCGGGCUUCAAUGGACGCCACUGUGAGCACGUCAUUAAGGAUGUUCCUGACUCGUGUCUCCAUGACAACGGGCGCUGUGAGCACUUCUGUGUGGAGGAGGAUGGUCAACGUAACUGUUCCUGUGCAGACGGGUAUUUAUUAGGGUCAAACGGUCAGAACUGCCUGACACAUGAGGCUUUUCCGUGUGGAAAGGUUCCACUUCUUCAGGGUAAAGGAAGUGCUGUCAACCCUUAUGAAGACCCCAGAUCUCGUAUCGUUGGUGGAGAGGAAUGUCCUAAAGGUCACUGUCCUUGGCAGGUGUUGCUGAAGUACAGUGAGAAGGGCUUCUGUGGAGGUGUGAUCUAUAAACCCACCUGGAUCAUCACUGCCGCUCACUGUUUAGAGAAUCUCAGAGUUGAGUUCCUCAAGAUAGUUGCAGGUGAGCAUGACAUUGAGGUGGAGGAGGGCACAGAGCAGAUCAUACAGGUGGAUCAGAUGAUCAUGCACCCCAGAUACGUAUCAAAGACCGCAGAAAACGACAUUGCAUUAUUGCGUCUGCGCAGCCCCAUCAUAUACAGUUCAUAUGCUGUUCCUGUGUGCCUGCCUCAGCGAGACAUGGCCAUAAACGUGUUAUGGACCAUCAGCAAGCACACGGUGAGCGGGUGGGGCAAACGCAGCGAGGAUGGGCCGACAUCACGAUUACUGCGACGGCUGAUAGUGCCUCGAAUCCGCACGCAGGAGUGCAUCGAGAAGAGCAAAGUGUCCAUCACCAGCAACAUGUUCUGUGCAGGUUACAUCGAGGGAAAGCAAGACUCAUGUCAAGGCGACAGCGGUGGGCCACUGGUGACCCACUACAGGGACACCACAUUUCUGCUGGGUAUCGUGAGCUGGGGUCGAGGGUGUGCUCGCCCGGGGACAUACGGCAUCUACACGCGUGUCUCCAACUACCUGCAAUGGAUCCAUGAAUGUGCAGGAAACACCGUUCUCAAUACUACAGCAGCAAUUAUUGAGCUUCAAAAAUGACACAAAUGAAGAAUUACUCAUUUACUAUUUAUAUUUACCUGACUUUUUAUGAAUUACAUGAUUACAUAUUAAUUUAUCAAUCCCUCUAAUUCUUCAUUUUAAAUCCACCUAUGUGGAUCUGGGUAGCUCAGCGAGUAAAGACGCUGGCUACCACCCCUGGAGUUCGCUAGUUCGAAUCCCAGGGCGUGCUGAGUGACUCCAGCCAGGUCUCCAAAGCAACCAAAUUGGCCCGGUUGCUAGGGAGGGUAGAGUCACAUGGGGUAACCUCCUCAUGGUCGCUAUAAUGUGGUUCUCACUCUCGGUGGGGCUUGUGGUGAGUUGAGCGUGGUUGCCACAGUGGAUGGCAUGAAGCCUCCACACAUGCUAUAUCUCCGUGGCAACGCACUCAACACGUGAUAAGAUGUGUGGGUUGAUGGUCUCAGACACGGAGGCAACUGGGAUUCGUCCUCUGCCACCCAGACUGAGGCGAAUCACUACACAACCACGAGGACUUAAAAAGCACAUUGGGAAUUGGGCAUUCCAAAUUAGGAUAAAAAGGGGAAAAAUCCGAAAUAAAUAAAUAAAUAAAUAAUCCACCUACAGCUUAUAUAGUCUUCGAGUGUUUUCGGCUUCACAAUUUUUGAAACAGUUUUUAUUUAUGACGUUGAUUUACAUAAAUAACUGGUCUAAUCUUUUAAGUAAUCAGAUUACAAGAACCAAGUACUAGUAAUCAGUAAUUACAGUUACAUUUUGUUGUUGCUUACCGGUAAAUGCAUUAAAAGAAAACUCUUAAUGGAUCAAAAUAUGAGAAUUUAUAUGUUUUUGUGUCUGUUUUCAAGAGAAAUAAAAAAGGCACAUAAAAUGGAA
This is a messenger RNA of Myxocyprinus asiaticus (Chinese sucker), 2223 nucleotides long. It is a transcript of the gene f7, whose product is annotated as coagulation factor VII. Gene Ontology annotation, biological process: blood coagulation; proteolysis. Gene Ontology annotation, molecular function: serine-type endopeptidase activity; calcium ion binding. Gene Ontology annotation, cellular component: extracellular region. Bases 40 to 1377 code for a protein of 445 amino acids. Lineage: Eukaryota; Metazoa; Chordata; Actinopteri; Cypriniformes; Catostomidae. The transcript has 8 exons. The record is from RefSeq and is a predicted model, not a curated record.